AUGAAUAAAACAACAAUUUGGUAUGCGGCCGUGCUGCUUUUGGUUUACUUCACAUUGGUGUUCUGUGAGGAGUCUCCGGAAAACACAGACACUCAAUUACUCUCCACUAAUACGGAUACGGAUAUGGAUACGGAAACUUUACUCAACGCUGGCCGCGAUCUAUUGGAAUUCGAAGGACGUACACGUCGUCAUCGUCAUCAUUUCUGGUAUCGUCAUCUGUGGCCUCUGGCAAUUGCCUAUUGGAUCAAGGUGAAAGUGGUUAUCGUGUCCUUCUUUGUGGGCAGCGCUAUUUACUUGGGCUUCCGUUAUCUAUGGCCACAUGCCAAGUGUAAUCAUGAAAUCAUUCUGGAUCAUCCUCCACCAUCUUUCACCCACGAUCACAUUCCGUACUCCUUGGAUCAUCAUGAGCAUGAGCACUAUGAUGCGCCCUCUUACGACUCCAGUCCCUCGUUUGAGCCCUACUCUGGCUACUCCAGCUACUCCUCCAACUCGGAUAUUGUGUCCGAAUAUGAAAGUGAUCCCUCAGCUGGCCCAACUGGACCUACAGGACCCACAGGACCUACAGGACCCUCAAGCUCACGUCGACGUGGCAAACGCAGCGUUGAAUACGAAUCUGUUAACACUGCUGAUGAUGAAGUGCAGCAGGAGGAGCAUGUUGAGAUCGUUGAUGAAGAAAUCUCAGAAAGUGUGGCACGUCAACAGCCCGCCGAGGAGCAAAUUGCCGACUUCAUGUUUGCCUUUUUGGGUCUCGAUUCCAAGGCCUGUCGUCGUCGCUUUGUGUGCGAAAUGGAGUUCCGUUCCAAGCUGAAUCCAUUGACAAGCAUGGCCUUCCGCAUUGUGGGUCGUGGUUUCUUCGACAAGUAUACAAACGCCCGCAAUCCUCAGUCAAGAGCUACCAAUUUCCUGGAAUGUGCCGCAGUCAAUCCCGAGUGUGUGUUUGUGGAGAAUGGCGAGCCGGAGAUUGAGCCGGAGACGAGUGAAGCAAUCACAGACACUGUACAUGCCGAAGUCACACAGGAGGAUUCGGAGAACACGUCCGAGGCUCAAAACGAGAUCAAUUUGCAGGCGGAGCGUCGUCAUGCCAAGCUGAAACAACGUCGUGGAGAUCGAAAACUGAGUUCCAUUGCGGAGCACAUUUUGACACAGUAGAGAACAACUUGGAUUGUAUUUAUUUAAUUAUUUAUUUUAGCUAUAAGAGUGAUGAAUGAAUCUACACACAAAAUAAACUUGCCU
This is a messenger RNA of Drosophila innubila, 1233 nucleotides long. RefSeq lists its product as uncharacterized. Lineage: Eukaryota; Metazoa; Arthropoda; Insecta; Diptera; Drosophilidae. The record is from RefSeq and is a predicted model, not a curated record. The transcript is spliced from 4 exons. The coding region runs from base 1 to 1149 and encodes 382 amino acids.